This is a messenger RNA of Dovyalis caffra, 942 nucleotides long. NCBI's taxonomy places the organism in Eukaryota, Viridiplantae, Streptophyta, Magnoliopsida, Malpighiales, Salicaceae. The record is from the annotation of a GenBank genome assembly.
AUGGCAGAGUCAGCAGUCAGCUUUGCUAUUGACAAGUUGGUUCCAUUGCUAACAGAAGAAGUGACACUACUGAAAGGCAUUCAUGAAGAAGUUGUAGUUAUCAAAGAUGAUUUGGAAGCCAUCAAAGCUUUCCUGAAGGAUGCAGAUUCGAAGGCAAAGAAAGAAGGCAUUAAUGAGGGUGUGAAAGUAUGGGUCAAGCAAGCAAGGGAAGUGGCCUAUCAAAUUGAAGAUGUCAUUGACGAGUACAUGCUUCAUGUUGCACAGCAUCACGAGCGACGUGGAUGUGUAGGCUUCGUACAUAGAAUUGCUUCCUUAGUUAUAAAAUUGCAGCCACGCCAUGAGAUAGCAUCAGAGAUUCAAGAUAACUUGGAGUUCUUAGAUGUGAGAGAAUCUCUAGUGAGAGAGUUGCCGAUUGAGAUUAAUAGAUUCUUCAAAUUGCGAUAUCUUUUUGGUCAUCCUGGAUUAAAGCAACUAAGAAGAUUGUGGAUUACUGAUUUGAAAAAAAGAUAUGGAAGGGAUCUGUGCACUGCAGUAGAGAGGUUGACUCAACUGCGAGCGCCAUAUGUUAGUAUAAUCAAUGAGAGUGACAUUCUUGAAAUGCAAUCUAUGGAUGAUCCGAUAAAAGUCCUCCAAGCUUUGCCUAAUUUAAAAUAUCUUGUGCUGAUUUUUGGAUACAAUGGAGAGAAGGUGCAUUUUGAAGAAGGAGGGUUUCAAAAGCUCAAGGAAUUAAGUCUUACAGGGUUGAAUGAGUUGAAAACGAUGACAAUAGACAAAGGAGCAAUGCCUCUUCUUGAAUCGCUAGCAAUAGGACCUUGCCCACUAUUGAAGGAGGUGCCCUCUAGAAUUCAACACUUGAAACACCAAAAAGAGCUAUACUUUGAUGGGAUGUCAAAUGAGUUCACACAAAGGUUGUCACGUGAACAAGGAGAAGCUAUUGGAUAG